Chrysemys picta bellii (western painted turtle) is the source of this 1765-nucleotide messenger RNA. It is a transcript of the gene ELP5, whose product is annotated as elongator acetyltransferase complex subunit 5. Gene Ontology annotation, biological process: tRNA wobble uridine modification. The record is from RefSeq and is a predicted model, not a curated record. Gene Ontology annotation, cellular component: cytosol; nucleus; elongator holoenzyme complex. Gene Ontology annotation, molecular function: tRNA binding. Lineage: Eukaryota; Metazoa; Chordata; Testudines; Emydidae.
AUGCAGAUGAGGUGGCCAACUCAGUGCCUGAAAAACACCACACCCAAUGAAGCCCUAAAACGACUGGAAAGGACCGCGUCCCUCCCGCUACCCCAAGGGAGGCGCCGACGCAGAGGGGCGGGGGAGGAGGGAGUGGGAUGCUGGGCGAGCUGGUGGCUGGGGCAACGGGGGGGGCUCGUCCUCAUCGAGGACACCAUUGAGUGCGAGGGCCGCAGCCUGCUCAAGACCUUUGUGGCAGCUUCAGCGCACAGGGGGGAAUCCGUCCACGUUUUCGGCUUCGAAAUCCCCGAGGAAGAGUUCCGGGCCGGCUUUGACCCCGAUGUGACUGUGCGGUUGCUAUACCAGGAUGGCUUCACAGAUCCCCUGCGCUGGACCGGGGAGGCCGGGGGCUUCUGCGGGGAGGAGUUCACAGCGCUGGGAGUCUCGGGGCAACUGGCCAGGGGACCCGCGGGACCUGCCACCGUCGUCCUGGACUCGCUCAGCUGGCUUCUGCUGCGCCAGCCUCUGCCCGCCGUCUGCCAGGCGCUGGGACGGAUCCCAAUGGCGGCUGCCAGCGCAGGCCUGCGUGUGACGAGGAUCCUGGCCUUGCUGCAUGGCGACCUGCACCCGCCGGGCCUGGUGGAGACCCUCCGCUCCCUGGCCCGAGCCGUGGUGGGGGUGGGACCGGCCCCUGAGGGCGUGGGGAGUGGGGGGGACACCCCCCGGCUGGCCUCCAUGCUCCAGCGUAAGGAGACCGGGAAGGUCCUCGAGAAGGAGGAAUAUUUCACCAUCCUGGCUGGCUUCACCCCAAAAGCCCUCGGGGAGCCCACGGGGAGCGUGCCCCGAGAUGAAGACACCGACCCCCACUCCAUGGCGGAUCCCGCCGCCAACCUGACCUUCAACCUGCGGCUGUCGGACACGGAACGCCGGGCCCGGGACGGGGUGCCGCUGCCCUUCCACUUCAGCGCCCAAAAGAAGUCGUCACUGCUGGAGGCCUCGGCCAGCGCCGGGAAGAUCUACUACGAACCAGACGCCGCAGACGACCUGGACGAAGAGGAUCCGGACGACGACCUGGACGUGUGAAAGCCGAGGGGUGUGUGUGUGGGGGGCUCCCCCCUCCCCCAAAUGGACCCCUGGAUCUCUGCUUCCCGGCGGGACCUUCCGAGAGAUCUGUGAGAGCCCAACUCCGGCACCACCAUGUGGGGAGCUACUCAGGAGCGCAGCUGCGUGCCCCCGCUCAGGGCUGUGUCUGGGGCCGGGAAUGGGGCCAGUGGGCUUUUGACUGGGGUUGGUAUCUGUCUGGCGAGAAAAGGGGGGCUGGGCCUUGUCCCCCUGCACCCAUGCCAGCCCCCCCCACCGUCCCUACCACCCCCCCCGCCAUGGCAUGGGAAUAGACUUCCAUAAAGGAAGGGUGGAUGGGAACCAGCGCCCCCGAAAGGGAGAAAGACCCUAUGCCCCAGUCCCCGCCCCCCUGCGUCAGCCAGUCCCUGCCCUGGGGCUGGAUGGGAGCUGGGGCCCCCUAGAGGGGACAGGCCCCAUGCCCCAUUCCCUGAGCCACCUAGUCCCCGCCCUAGGGCCGGAUCGGAACUGCCCCCUCAAUUUGCAGCGGUAGGACUCAUCCCUCUUCAGUCCAGAGAGGCCCCCAUGCCCUUAAAACUAGCUGCUUCCCCUUUUUGGUAGGACCUACAAAAAAAAAAAACGCCAACACCUCCCGCUGCUGCCACCUCUACCUGACCCCAGCGUUGUCCCCUUGUGCUAUAAACCAUGUACUUGUUCAGCAGUGAAA